This is a messenger RNA of Microthlaspi erraticum, 996 nucleotides long. The record is from the annotation of a GenBank genome assembly. NCBI's taxonomy places the organism in Eukaryota, Viridiplantae, Streptophyta, Magnoliopsida, Brassicales, Brassicaceae.
AUGGAAGCUGGUGCGUUAAACUCGGUGAUCAAUAGGUUGCUUGAAGCUAGAGAGAAACCUGGAAAGAUUGUUCAGUUGUCUGAAAAUGAGAUCAAACAGCUCUGUUUUGUCUCUAGAGAUAUCUUCUUGAGACAACCAAAUCUCUUAGACCUCGAAGCUCCUGUCAAAAUCUGCGGGGACAUUCAUGGACAAUACUCGGAUCUUUUAAGACUAUUUGAAUACGGAGGAUACCCUCCUCGUUCAAACUACUUGUUUCUUGGAGAUUACGUCGAUCGCGGCAAGCAAAGCAUUGAGACGAUUUGUCUCUUACUUGCUUACAAGAUAAAGUUCCCUGAAAACUUCUUCCUUCUUAGAGGAAACCACGAAAGUGCUUCCAUCAAUCGCAUCUACGGCUUCUACGACGAGUGCAAACGCCGUUUCAGUGUCAAGAUUUGGCGAAUCUUCACCGAUUGUUUCAACUGUCUCCCCGUGGCUGCACUUAUCGAUGACCGGAUUCUCUGUAUGCAUGGUGGUCUCUCCCCGGAGCUGCUUAGCUUGAGACAGAUUAGGGAUAUUCGUCGUCCGACGGAUAUUCCUGAUCGUGGUUUACUCUGUGAUCUCUUGUGGUCUGAUCCUGAUAAAGUGGUUAGAGGUUGGGGGCCUAACGAUCGUGGAGUUUCUUAUACAUUUGGAGCAGAUACAGUUUCAGGGUUUCUCAAAAGACUCGAUCUUGACCUAAUCUGUAGGGCUCAUCAGGUUGUUGAAGAUGGGUUUGAGUUCUUUGCCAAUAAACAGCUCGUGACGAUAUUCUCUGCGCCGAAUUACUGUGGAGAAUUUGAUAAUGCAGGUGCGAUGAUGAGUGUGGACGAUGAUCUGACUUGCUCUUUUCAGAUCUUAAAACCUAAUGAGAAGAAAUCGAAAUUUGGUUUUGGAGGCAGAAGUGGUGCUAAAACUAGCUUCCCUUAUCCUAAAGUCAAGUCGAUUCUGAGCUCUCAAAGUUCGAAAGAAUACAACUGA